Messenger RNA from Spodoptera littoralis (African cotton leafworm), 1585 nucleotides. NCBI's taxonomy places the organism in Eukaryota, Metazoa, Arthropoda, Insecta, Lepidoptera, Noctuidae. The record is from the annotation of a GenBank genome assembly.
CAAACUAAACAAAUAAUAAUUCCAUAGAAUUGUUCUCGUUUUAAAGAAUGUUAAAUAACAACUGAACGACAAAGUGUUAAACUACUGUCAGAAUGUCGUUACCCGUCGAAGUGCCCGGAGAAAAGAUCCCGAGUGUGGAACCAUGCAAGUGCAACAAACAAUGCGGCUCCGAGCUCAAGAAAACAGAAACGAAAUUGAGCAAAAGACUGAAACAAUUCCUCAAAGAGUCCUGGGCUUUUAGGUCGAAAGUUACAGUGGAACCUUUUGUUAUUUGUUACAUGUUGCCUAGUGUACUCGCCGGGUUGGCUGUCCAGAAUCUGUGUUUAGAGAAAUCAUGUCUAGUAAAUCUGCAAUACGACGAGCAAACCUGCACCCAUAUAAUGCAGGGUCGCACGCACAAUUAUUCGGAACAAGAGAAAAAUGUACAAACAAUGGUUGCCUCGAUGACCGCCUGGAGCUUCCCAUUACAGACAGCUAUGUCAGGAAUUAUAACACUCUUCUUAGGAGCAUGGAGCGAUCGAAUCGGCAAUCGGAAAACUUUUAUGGUGCUACCUAUUCUAGGGAAAUUAAUAUCAACCAUCGGCCUAAUUCUGAGCACGGUGUUCUUCCUACAAGUUGGAAUGAACGAAACCGCGCUGAUUGACGGGCUGCCGCCUGCACUAGCUGGUGGCCGCGUUGCUAUGACCAUGAUCGUCUACAGUUACAUCACCGACAUCACAACUGAUUCAGAAAGGACUUUCCGUUUAGGGAUUAUAACGGCCAUAUUAAAUCUUAGCAGGCCUAUAGGGAAGGCGCUCAGUGGUAUAACGGCACGAGAGUUCGGAUAUUACGGUGUUUUUAUGAUAGCGUGUGUGUUCUAUUUGUUUGGAUUUGUUUACAUCAUUUUAAAACUUAAAGAGAAACCGAAAAAAACAAAAGAAGUAGAGAGCGACAAGACGCCGAGUAUUCUCUCGGUGCUUUCCGUGAAGGACUUUGUGGCGACAGUGAAUGUGGCGUUCAAAGUGCGCGAAGGUUCACGCAGAGUACAAAUUAUCCUAAUCAUGUGUGCAUACAUGUUCAUCGUUGGACCCGUAUUAGGUGAGGUGCAGAUGACGUACUGGUUUACUCGGUACAAGUUCAAAUUCACCGAGGUGGACUACAGUUUAUACCUCACUUACUCCGCCCUUGUCGACAGUGUUGGUUCCUUCAUAACAAUAUAUUUGUUCUGCAAAAGAUGGAACAUGGAUGACAGCAUCAUCGGUGUGAUCGCCUGCCUGAGUAGGAUUGCGGCCAGUGUGCUGUAUGCCAUGGCUCCCAACAGGACCAUAUAUUUCCUGGGCCCGGUGCUGGACAUGUUCAGCUCUGCUGGUGCCACCUCUCUCCGAUCAAUUGCUACUAAGUUGGUGAAUGCUGAUGAAGUCGGCAAGACAAGCUCUCUAAUAAGUAUAUCUGAGGCGUUGAUACCGGUGAUCUAUUCCCCGAUAUACAGCAAGGUGUACCUCUUAACCCUGUCCACGAUGCCUGGUGCCUUCUACUUCAUCAGUGCAUUACUCGCCAUUCCUGCCAUAGCGAUAUAUUUGUAAGUAUUAAUAUUAUACCUCUUACU